This is a messenger RNA of Pantherophis guttatus, 654 nucleotides long. NCBI's taxonomy places the organism in Eukaryota, Metazoa, Chordata, Lepidosauria, Squamata, Colubridae. The record is from RefSeq and is a predicted model, not a curated record.
UCCGAAGCUGCAGCGGCGGCGGCGGCGCUGGGUCUCUCGCCUUUCGUCCGGCUGCUUGCGCGAUGUGAGCCUCUGGAUCGCAGAAGCGGCGGGCGCAGCGCGAUGGAGCGCACCAAGCUGUUCGUGGCGCUGGAUGUGCUGUGCCUGGUGGUCGCCUCACUUCCUUUCGCCAUCCUGACCUUGGUGAAUUCUCCCUACAAACGAGGUUUCUACUGUGAGGACACUUCCAUCCGUUAUCCGUACAAGCCGGACACCAUUACACAUGGGGUGAUGGCUGGGGUGACUAUUCCCUGCACCGUUUUUAUAAUUUCAGUCGGCGAGGCUUACCUGGUCUACACGGAACGCUUGUACUCCCGUUCCCAGUUUAACAAUUACCUGGCCGCCCUCUACAAAGUUGUUGGGACGUUCUUGUUCGGUAGCGCCGUCAGCCAGUCGCUAACUGACUUGGCCAAGUACACGAUCGGCCGUCUGCGGCCCAAUUUCCUGGCUGUCUGUCAGCCAGACUGGACGAAAGUGAAUUGCUCGCUUUACGUCCAUGUGGAAGACGUGUGCCAGGGCAACUCCAGAAACAUCACGGAAUCCAGAUUGUCAUUCUAUUCUGGGCAUUCCUCCUUUGCGAUGUACUGCAUGAUGUUUUUAGCGGUGAGUGAGUGA